GUGUGUUCAUGUGUGGGCAUAUCUGAUUAGGACCAAAAGAUGUGUAAAACAUAGGGAGUGAGGACAUUUUGGGAACGAGUCUUCUUAUUUUGUCACCACUUAAAAAAUGGCUUAAGACAUGGUUUAAGGGUUAGUGUUAGACAUUAAGUUGUGAUGGUUAGGGUUAGGGUAAGGGGCUAUGUAAUGUUUUAUGUCAUUUAAGUGUGUCCUAGCGCUACUGCCUAAAAUAAUAAAACGAUAAAUGAUUCAAAAGCUUUUACUUGAGGGUUUAUACAUUGACGUUCUGAAUACUAUAUUUAAACUGCUGAAAUUGUUAAAUAAUGCAAGUAUACACAUGAAUGCGUGCAUACUUUAAUGUGCUUUUGUUUGAUACAGGUUCGAGUGAAGGUAACAAAAACUAAAUGGUGCUGUUGUGUGUUUGUGUGAAAAUCAGGGUCUUACUCUGUUAUGAACAGCAGGGGGCAGACUUCACUGCAUGCCUCAGCUCUGUGAUGCACUACAGGCCCAAAGUCUUUAUGGGGCCCUAAGCUGAAUUUGAUUUUAAUUAUAGUUGGGUUAUUUACACCAAAUCAGUGUCGCUCUAAUUAUUAUUUUUUACCUUUUUAGAGGGAAGAAAAGUCACGAAAGCGGCUUUGUAUUAAUUUGCACUUUAUUAUUCAAAGUGAAGCACUACAAAGUGAUGCUUUAAUUAAUUCAACAAGUAAACCACUUUAAUGAGGUUUUUUUUAUUAAACUUCGAACAGCUUCAACUCCAAAAUAAAACCAAAACACUUAAGCUCAACACUAUUUAGACUAUUUAGAUUUAUUUAGAACAUGUUAAAAUGUGUUUUUUCUCCACACACUGUUGCUUGAUUCCUCUGUUACAGAAAAAUGAAAAUGUGGAGGCAUCUAAACGGCAAGCGCUCGCAGCCUUUUCCUCCCACAAAUAACCUGCAGUUAAGUUGUGCCACGUAUUGACUGGCUGUUUGUUUUAGCUGCACAUUCUGAAGUCCAGUGAUUCUCUGCUGAUUAGUUGGAUAAAUAAACACACACCAUCGAGAGACACAAAGAUAGGGUCAGAACUUUGCUCUUUUAGCUUUGUGUGUGUGUGUGGAUUUUUUUUUUUUGUGUUUAUCUGUUUAUUUUCUUUUUCUUUUAACUCCCCGUCAAUAUGGAGCUUGUAUGUAACUGAGUUGUAGCGUGUGCAGCUGUGGUGGAGGUGAGACAGGUUGGCAAAGUGACAGAGACAGGAUGCAGAAAGUCGUGAGUCUGGUUCCUCUGUUGAUCCUGGGGUCAGUCUGGAUCCAUCAUGUGGCCCUGGAAACUCUUAGCCUCAUACAGGAGGACUUUGAUCUGGACCGGUUCAUGGGGAAGUGGUUUGAGUUGACGGUGGCCUCCACCUGUCCUUACUACCUUCAGCGUAAGAGGGCAAACCCCGUUAUUCUUGCACUACAGAUGCAACAUGUUGCCUCGGGGAGCAACUUUACACUGAUGUCAACCACUUUCAGGGAUGGCUCCUGUAAGACGUCGUCUGUGGAUUAUGCUUUGACGGACACUCCUGGACGAUUCUUCCACCAUGUUGCCAGAUUCGAAGCAGACGUCGAUUCCUACGUGGUGGAAACCGACUAUGACGAGUAUGCGCUGUUGUUCCAGCUGAGCACAGAAAAACCGUCGGGAAAUGUAACUCGCAUAGUCAAGCUUUAUAGUCGAACCGUGGACGUGAGCCGGCCGUCGGUGCUGGACGACUUCAACGCGCUGGUGAGGCAACAUGGAAUGGGUGACGACGCUGUCGUCGUGAAUCACAUAAAAGGUGAAUGUCCUCCUGCUUCAACUUCUCAGUCUCAGGUCCCUGAAAGCAAAAUGGCGUCAUGAUUCCACACACCUGUGUCUGCAAUAAAAACAAAAAGUCACCA
This is a messenger RNA of Solea solea (common sole), 1892 nucleotides long. Its product is annotated as protein AMBP-like. The transcript has 6 exons. NCBI's taxonomy places the organism in Eukaryota, Metazoa, Chordata, Actinopteri, Pleuronectiformes, Soleidae. Bases 1231 to 1851 code for a protein of 206 amino acids. Gene Ontology annotation, cellular component: plasma membrane; cell surface. Gene Ontology annotation, molecular function: serine-type endopeptidase inhibitor activity. The record is from RefSeq and is a predicted model, not a curated record.